UAUCAGAAUCAAAACUUCCGGUUUCUAUUCCGAAUUUUGCGUUGUAUUUUGAAACAAAUGUUGACGAAAUAUACUUUAUGCGUGUCCUUUCAAGAAAUGAAAUGGUCUUGAUUUGAUUGAAACAAAUUGCAAACAAGAUGGCAUCUGGAAAGUUAUCAAUACAGGACAAGAAGGACUUGGAAAAGUUCACCAAGUUUCUGAUUUAUAAAAGCGUUCAAAUAAUUGUGCAGUCACGCCUUGGGGAUAAGGUACUAACACAAUCAAAGCCAUUUUCUUCAGGAUCAGACUGGUUCAACCUGGCCAUACGAGAUAUUCCUGAUGUCACAGGAGAAACAAAGAGGGCACUGGCAUCACAUCUGAUCUCCACCACCAAGACACUAUGUAUCGAGAUCUCGUUAAAAACUGCCGAAGGUGAUACUAUGGUAUUGGAAAUGUGGUCACUGGGAAUGAGUGAACAGUGUGACCCGAGCGUCAAAGUUAGCUACAUGGUCUACAACCGAAUGGGACUGCUUUUAAAGUCACUUUUCUGUGUGACUCGUGUCACACCUGCUUAUAGACUCUCUCGACAGCAGGGACCAGAGAACUAUGUGAUAUGCUAUCGAAUAUACCUGGGAGAGCCGCAGGUCUAUAAUUUGGGUGGUGGCUACAACACGACAAAAGUUGGAGCCAUACCAACGCCAAAUGGGACAAUUUCAUUAUGUGUUUCAUAUCGGACAAAGCUACUUAUAUCGCCGCAACACAGCUGCAGAGACUUAAGUAUUGAACUAAAAGAGAAUCAUUUUCAAAGGGAGAGUCCAAAGAAGAUGACUCCGGCGAAACCAUGUCAUUUUCACGCGCAGAGGUCACGAAGGUAUGGUGGAGGUGAAAGGGAGACGCUGAGGGAGGUAGCUAGCUAUGGGGACAUUGAGCAUUUCGUUGGGUCGGCUGACUCCCAGGACAUGUGUGCUAUAUCAUUCUCCACGAGCCCACCAGAUCCCCUGAUGCACCCCAGCUACUACAUGAACCAGAACAAAACUGGCUCGGGGCGCUUACAUCGACCUACGUCAGAAGACACAAUUCAUGAAUAUGAAGAAGAGAGACCAGCCUCAAUGCCUGAGCGACAGAUCAGUUUUACCCAGUGCCAGAAACUUGGUGCCUUUGCUCCAACGAAAACAGGUUUCCAGAAGCCGAGUUCGUUGACAGACGAAGACUUGCCCUUUGCCAAUCUUUACAAAUACCAGGAUGAGAAACCAGAGGACAGCCCGUCGAAAAGGUCACAGGGGUCAAAGAAGAGUGACAGCAGUGAUAACGACAACGUGGAGAAUAUGGAGUGCGGUGGUUCCACGAGUAGCAGCCAGAUGUCAGCACCAGAUGACUUUGUGAUGGUUGAACUGAAAACUCCGUUUGCUGGUACUGACGGGGCAUCGGAUUUGGGUAAAUUUUACCGCGAGUGCCAGGGGGCGCCAGGGCUUGCCAUGUUCGAUGAGGAACCAACCGUAGCAGAGACACUGGAGACGAUAACGGACCAACUAGCUGUGUUCGAGGCAAACAUGAAGGACUUCGAUGAUUUUGUGGAUGCGUUACAAACAAACGAGUGAUCGCUUUGAAUGUUAGUUGGAUAUUGGGACUACUCAUCUGUAAAAUGUUUCAUAGUUCUCUGGAUGGACAUUACAGUUUUGUUAUAGUGUUCUGUCUAAAUUUUGAGAGACGUUGUUUACUUUAGGUUUAAAAAUGUGCUUGGUUGAUGUUCUUCAAGGCAAGGUUUGUUCAGAAUUUGAAAUUGAAUUGGAGAUUUUGCCAAUUACAGGAGCAUACAUUGAUUGCAUUAAUAAGUAAUGGAUUGGUUCUCUGUUAUAUAUAUGUUUAUUUUUUUUCGUACUAGGUACAAUCAGAUCUUUAUUUGAUUUAAUUCAAGAUUCUGGUAUGACUAGCAUUAUAAGUCAUCAAAUAUUGGAGAUGUCUUGAAACUCUUGCACGUUUCAGCAGCCUCACUCUUGUUCCUUGACACAUAAAGCCACUAGAAUGUUUUGAGUACAAACCUGUUUUGUAUCUUUUCAACUUAGCCUGUAAAUAGCUGUAAAUGUCUUUGCAAUGUUCUUCUUUCAAUGUACAUCUUUAAAAUGUACAGAGUUUUAAAAAGUACAAAACUCAUCAAACGUUUUGAACAAAAAGGAGUUAGUUGGGCCUUUAUUCAAAAUAAGUGGGCCCGUCUGCCUGUAAACUUUCUAUCAAUAAUGCAAAGAUUGCCAAUUUUGUCUGGAUGUAUGUCUCCCUGCAGUUUACUUCACUUGUCAUUGUAGGUCAGGAUUGGUUAACAUAACAAAUGCAAUAAGAGGAUAGGUUAGCUAAACCAUUGGUUGUAAUCACAGUUUGUCCCAAUCUUCAAAUUAUACUCUCAAGGCACCAAUUUGGAUGGAAAAUAUUAAUAUAUUCUCACCAGGCUUUGAACAUUUGCCAAGUAAUUAUCCUUCACACAACCAAACGAUAUACCAUUAGAAAUUUUUGGAGACGAUCAUGUAAAUAUCAACUAUGGAUUAUUGUUGAACCAUGUUUUGUAAAUAAGCUGUAAGUUAAGACGAGGUAUAAUAAAUGUGUUCAUCAACGGUGAA
Molecule: messenger RNA, 2588 nt
Organism: Lineus longissimus
Lineage: Eukaryota; Metazoa; Nemertea; Pilidiophora; Heteronemertea; Lineidae
Product: autophagy-related protein 13-like
Exons: 6
Coding region: 138-1577 (479 amino acids)
Biological process (GO): autophagosome assembly; mitophagy; piecemeal microautophagy of the nucleus
Cellular component (GO): phagophore assembly site; Atg1/ULK1 kinase complex; cytosol
Source: RefSeq, a predicted model, not a curated record